AAUAUUAUGCCAUAUCCAAAACGGUGACGUCCUAUAGGCUAUUGCAGAGAAAAGAAAAAGAGACCAAUCCAGUAUCUGGGAAGGAGACAACAGACACCACGACAGCAUGAAUACCGUCGCCACUAAGGUUGCUGUAGUUGGAAGUGGAAUUUCAGGAUCAGUGUGUGCAUCAAGUCUUGCCAAGAAUGGCGUUUCUGUCACCUUGUUCGAGUCCGCUAGAGGCCCUGGUGGCCGCAUGUCCCAAAGAAGAGAAGUUUCUGAAGAUGGGAAGGAGCUGGUGUUCGACCAUGGAGCUCCAUUUUUUACUGUCAACAAUGCUGAGGUAUUGGGUCUGGUUCGUGAGUGGGAAUCAAGAGGUCUUGUUGCUGAGUGGAAACAGAAUUUUGGAUCUUUUGAUUGUAGUUCCAACAAAUUUUUCGACAUGGAACAGGAAGGAUUAACCAAAAGAUAUGUGGGUGUGCCAGGCAUGAACUCUAUAUGUAAAGCAUUAUGCCAAGAGUCUGGAGUGGAAAGGAAGUUUGGGGUGGGUGUUGGAAGGAUGGACUGGUUAGAGAGUGAGAAUUUAUGGUCUUUGACUGGUUUGGAUGGACAAAAUCUUGGUCACUUUCAGGGGGUGGUUGCUUCAGACAAAAACAUAGUUUCUCCAAGGUUUACAAGUGUAACAGGACGACCACCGCCUCUUGAUUUGAAUUUGGUUCCUGAGUUGGCAGCAAAGUUGCAAGAUAUUCCUGUUAUCCCAUGUUUUGCUCUCAUGCUAGCAUUUGCGGAGCCUCUUUCUGCAAUACCCAUAAAAGGCUUCACAAUGAUAAAUUCUGAAGUACUAAGCUGGGCUCAUUGUGACAGUAGCAAGCCAGGGCGUUCUGCUGCUAGUGAACGGUGGGUAUUGCAUUCAACAAUGGAGUAUGCAAAUAGUGUAAUUGCUCAAACGGGUCUUCAAAAGCUCUCAGAAGCAACACUGAAAAAAGUAGCUGAAGAAAUUUUCCAUGAAUUUCAGAGCACUGGACUUAGUAUUUCUCAACCCUUCUUCAAGAAAGCUCAUAGAUGGGGGAGCGCAUUUCCUGCUACAAGCAUAGCUAAAGAGGAGAAAUGCCUUUGGGAGAAGAACAAGAGGCUGGCUAUUGCUGGAGAUUUUUGUGUUAGUCCAAAUAUUGAAGGUGCCAUAGUAAGUGGCAUUGCUGCAGCAUCCAAACUUACCGAGAUGCUUAGCUGUUUAUAAGCACAGUAUCAUCAUUUAGCCAAGUACCAUGCUUACUGUCAUCUGGGUUAUUUAAAUUUUAGGUGUAUUUGCAAUUUGGUUUCGGCUUUAGUGGGAAAAUAAUUUUGAGAAACUUUAAUACAUGAUUAUAUUUCAUGAAUUUGGUGUUCA
Molecule: messenger RNA, 1366 nt
Organism: Quercus lobata
Lineage: Eukaryota; Viridiplantae; Streptophyta; Magnoliopsida; Fagales; Fagaceae
Product: FAD/NAD(P)-binding oxidoreductase family protein
Exons: 9
Coding region: 107-1216 (369 amino acids)
Molecular function (GO): oxidoreductase activity
Source: RefSeq, a predicted model, not a curated record